Molecule: messenger RNA, 3837 nt
Organism: Epithele typhae
Lineage: Eukaryota; Fungi; Basidiomycota; Agaricomycetes; Polyporales; Epitheliaceae
Exons: 6
Coding region: 1-3837 (1278 amino acids)
Molecular function (GO): DNA binding
Source: RefSeq, a predicted model, not a curated record
AUGUUGCCCAACAACUUCGUCGUUUCCGGCCAGUCCGGCAUGCCCCAGGGCCAGUCACAAGGCCAGCCGGGGAUGAACAACAUGCUGUGGCUACAGCAGCAGCAGCAGCGCCAGCAGCAGCUACAGCAACAGCAGAACCAGCUCGGUGCCUUCCACUCCCCCCAGGUCAAUGGAAACGGAGGUCAGAUGAACCAGCAGAUGCUCCAGAUGCUCCGUCAGCAGCAACCAGCCGCUCGACAGAUGAACUUCAGUGGCAUGCAGCAUCUCGCCGGCAACAACGCCUCCCCGUUUCAGCAUGACCCCUCUCAGGGUCUCCAGAACGUUCACGCCCAGGUCGGAAACGCCCCGACGCCGCAGAACAUCAACCAGCUCCAGAUGCAAGCUAUGCGCGCAGGCCAGCCCAACGGCAUGUUUUCAGCCCAAGGCGGAUCGAUGAACCGUCAGCUCGAUAUGCUCAUGGCCCACAACCAAGAGAACCAGCGAGCUAUGGGGAACAACGCCUCCAUGGCCAUGGUCCAGCGCGCGCUCCAGCAACAGAGCCAGCUUCAGUCGCAAGGCCCUCAACAAUCGCACCACCAGAUGAACGCGACACAGAUACCCGGUCUUUUCCCCGGGGGUCCCAACAUGAACGCCGCGUCGAUGAACCCCAACCUCGCUAGCAGCAUGCAGCUUGCGCAAAUGCGUCAGCAACAGCUCCUGAACCAGUCCCAGCAGGGCCUGCAAGACUCCUCGUUGCAGUCACAACAGAACGGCGCCGGUCAAGGACAGGCCAGGCAACCAAGCAUCCACGAGAUGAAUCAGCGGGCUACCGCGCUGCGGUCCGGUCUCAACGACAGCGAGGCUCGUCUCAAGAACCUUCAGAACCAGCCGGGGGUCCCGAUGACUGACCAGCUCGCCAUGGAGAUCACGAAGGUUCAGAAGGAGGUCGAGAUGCGGAGACAGGCCCUGAGUCGCGCGUUGAUCAUCAUGCAGAACCUGCAGAACCGUGGUGUGGCAGGCUUUCCGAACGGGGCGAAUGGCAAUGCAGGCGCGGGUGGCUUCCCGAACGCAGCUAUGAAACCGCCCAUGGUGACCUCCCCAGUUCCUCCUCAGCGCAUGGCUGCAGGGCCGCAAAACCCGGGCCAGCCGAAUUGGAUGUCGCAGACCGGCGCCUCCCCCUCGAUGAACAACACUCCUCGACCGAUGCCGCAGAACAUGCGCAUGCCCGGUGGACAAGCGCCCGGUAUCAGCACGCCGCAGCUUCCCCCUCAGAUGACUCCUCAGGCGGGUCAGCACCUUCAGCGCCCAGGGACCACAACUGGACUCAACCCCGGCGGUGCUCCUCUUGGCGCCGGCCAGCCGUCUCAGCCCGGAAUGCCGAACGGUAUGGGUGUCAACGGCAUGAACAGGCAGCAGAUGGUCGGCGCCCCGUUCCAGCCCCUUGCGCGCGAAACCUUCCAGAAGGCGUUCUAUGAUCAGUGGUUGCCCAAGCAUGGCGCGAAGGACCACUCCAUCCUCCACUUCGAAGGCCGGGACAUCGACCUCUACCAGCUGCAUUGCGAGGUCAUCACUCAGGGCACGUUCCAGACCGUGAGUAACCUCCCUGGCCGCGCGCCGGGCUACAUCCCUUACCCGUUCGAGCAGGUCAAACAGAAGGACCUGUGGCCCGUCAUCGGCGCGCGGAUGGGCUGGGUACAUUUCCCCGGGACGGACACCGAGCCGGGCCGCGCGGGGCCCGCGCUCGCGUCCCACCUCGAGCACAUCUACACCGAGUUCCUCAAGGAGUUCGACAACCAAUACCUCCGCCAGCUCGUCCAACACCGGCGCACGCAAAUGGCGAAGGCUGCGGCCGAGAGCGGCGGGGCCCCGCGCGCGCCUCCCGCGCUCGCGGAGAUCGCCGCCAAGGACCCGAAGGUGAUGGGCGAGAUCGUCUCGUACUCGAACCUCUCCGUGCAGGAGAUGCAGGCGCGCGGCUUGCCGCCGAACGUGAUCGCAAUCGUGGACCGCUACCGGGAGCAGCUGAAGCCGAUGCUUGAGCAGCAGCAGAGCUUCGCCAAGAACAUCCAAAACGCCCAGGGCCAGCGCAACGUCUCGAACCCGAUGUUCAGUGGCAUGCCCGGCCAGUCCAGCGCGAACACGCCGAUGGCGAACGCUCAGCAGGCGUCGAUGAACAUGGCCGCGCAGAUGCAGCACCUCCAGAAUAUGCAGCAGGCGCAACAGCAGGCCCAGGCGCAGCAGCAGCAGGGCAUGCAGGCGUCGGGGUCGAUGAUGCCCAAUGGCCAGCAGGUUCAGCAGAUGGCGAUGAACGGACAACGAGGCCCGAUGAUCGCGGGCUUCAACCGCCCCACGCCCCAGCAGUCGCAGGCCGCGAUGGAGAUGGUGAAGCGAAUCCGGGACGAGAACAAGACCCUCUAUUCGAACGCCGCGCAUCCGCUUCAGAUUCCCGACUCGCAGCGGUUACAGUACGGCCACAGUUUCGACCAGCUCUAUCAUCUCGUGGUUGGGCUAGACCAGAACCUCCCGCAUUUUGCGGUCUGCAUGAAGGAGGACGUGAUCAAGAAGCUCGUGAUCAUGAUCAACGCCGUACAUCAGCAGCGUGAUCUGCUUUCCGGCCAAGGGCCUCCGAAGUACUUGAUGCCUCUAGAAUGGGUAAAGCAAAUGAUUGUCCAAGUGCAGCAGGCGAACUUUAUGUUCAAGGGCUGGCUCAAUGGCCGUCCAACUUUCCCCGGCCAGCAGCCCGGGAUGGCUCCCCAGCCCCAACCGCCUCGUCAGAACGGGCAGGCUCCUCCUCUCAGUCAGCAAUCUCCCUCCGCACCCACCCCCAUCGCUUCAUCUCCCCCCGCACCCGCUGCUCGCACCCCGUCCGCGACGUCGCCACCGUUCGUGGCUGGUACCCCUGUUCAAAAGAUUCCCCAGAAGCCGACCCCCAAGUCGGAGUCCGCCUCCACCCCCACCCAUACCGUCAACUCUCCCGCUGCCGCUCCCCAGACCCCCAAGGUCAAGGCAGCAGCGAAGCCGUCGAAGCCGAAGCCCGUCCCCCGCAAGUCGUCGAAAGCGAUCGCCCCCAGUCCAUCCGCCGGUCCGUCAGAAGUCAAGCCGCCAUCAACGCCCGCGGCGGCUCCCGCGACUCCCGUGCAGAGCGCACCCACACCAGAACCCUCGUCAGGCAUGAAGCGUCCGCGCGAGGACGAGACGGGGCUGGCAUCGGGGCAGGCGGUCGCGCCGGCGGCGAAGAAGACUAAGUCGAACUUCGACGACCAGCCGAGCGACGUGCUAGUGAAGCGGGAGAUGGAGGCGGAGAGCAUCAAGACCGACGACGACGCGUCCAAGUUCUUCGAUCAGAUGACGAGCUGGCUGAGCCAGGUCUCGGGCGACGGCGACGACGGGCAGGGCAACCUGCUGACGAUCGCGCGCACGCUCGAAGACAUCCUCCAGCCGUACACGACGAACCCAGACGACAGCGGGCUCGCGCUCAGCUUGCUCGGGGGCGCGUCACCAAAGAUGGGGGGCGCGACGGUGGACCCCGCCGACUUUUUCGACUUUGUGUCGUACGAGCUGCCCGAGGUGGACGCCGGGUCGAAGGCGGCGACACCAGACCUCGUACUAGGCUCGUCGUCAGUGGGACCGAGCCCGGGGUCCGCGUCGGAAACGGAGGCGCACCCGCCAGCGUCGGUGUCGGCGGCGGACACGGCGAAGAUCGCGGAGCCCAAGACGGAGGAGUCGGACUCGAUACCAUCAGACCUCUGGCGGGCGAUCGACGGCGGCGAGGCGGGUUUCUACAACUCGUCGCAGGACUGGAAGUGGGAUCAGCCGAUGGCGCCGGUGGACCAGCCGUGGGCGAUCUACCCGUCAUCAUAG